Messenger RNA from Daucus carota subsp. sativus, 369 nucleotides. Its product is annotated as 14 kDa proline-rich protein DC2.15. Bases 1 to 369 code for a protein of 122 amino acids. The transcript has a single exon. Lineage: Eukaryota; Viridiplantae; Streptophyta; Magnoliopsida; Apiales; Apiaceae. The record is from RefSeq and is a predicted model, not a curated record.
AUGGAAUCCAAGAAAACAGCUUCAUUAACCCUUCUUCUGGCUCUCAACCUUGUCUUCUUUGCUGUGGUCAGUGCUACUAGCGCUACCCCUGUACCAGCUUCCACUUAUUAUCCUGUAAAUAAAUGCGAUCCGCUGAAGUUAGGAGUAUGUGCCAAUGUGCUUAACUUGGUUGAUGUUGUUGUCGGAUCCCCUCCAACAUUGCCAUGCUGCAGUCUCAUUAAAGGCCUUGUUGAUCUUGAGGUGGCUCUGUGUCUAUGUACGGCCAUUAAAGCCAACAUUCUCGGAAUCAAAUUGGAUGUUCCCAUUGCACUUAGCUUGGUACUUAAUAACUGCGGCAAGAAAGUCCCAUCUGGUUUUGAAUGUUACUAG